UUUGCCCGAUGCUGAAAAGAAUAGAGCGACGGCACCAGGUGAACCUCCCUGGAGAGCGUAUUCCACAGUCAGGGCACCACCGCUGAAAAGGCCCUUCUCCUUGUGACUUUCAGGUCACAAAACUAGCACAGGGUUUUUGCACAUUUCUCUGGGGCCCUGAACGGGACUCCUUCGAGGGAGUGUGCACGUGCUUGUGGUGUGGUGUACACAUGCAUGCGCAUUCUUACAUUUCUGAAUUUGACCACUGCUCUUCGUGACUACUGAGCCCCAGGUCAGCAUGCUGGUCAACUACCAGGUGCCCCUGCCGACGCUUUGGAAGUGACGCGCCUUCUGGGAGCAUUGUCAGAGACAUUGUGAGUCAAAACAUAAUGACAACCCUCAUAAAAAAGUGGCAGAUCUCACUGAUGAGCAGCAGAUGACCAACUUGUUAAAAAAUCACACACACACACACACACAUGUACGUGGGGGGGAGAGGGAGAGAGAGAGAGACUUUGCCAGCUGUUCAGGUAAAUCUCGGGGCCCAAAAUGUCUAAACAUUUCUCAUGUACCAUGGAAAAAUACUGUUUCCCUCACCCUGCUGGAUUUCUAAUUUUUCCUGCUUCUUUUCUUGCUGGAACAAGAUAGCAAUAUUUUAAAGUCAGAGCAGUGGGGUUAACAUUAUUAAUAAACUAUGCUAGAUCCUCUUUCUUAUCCUUUGCACAGUUUGGGGGUGAACAAUAAUACAUUUAACAUCAUUAGGUGGUGGUGACGGUGUUAACAAGAAAUAUCACCUAAGCCCUUUCUCCAAAGAGUAAAAAUUCCAUAACAGAACAGCAAGUAGAAAAUCUUUGCUUGAAGCCUUAAAAUGCAAGAGCAACAGUGUCUCUUAAAAAAUAAAAAGGAAAGAAAAAAGUAAUUACAUAGGUAUGUAGAUAGCUGUAUAAAAAUUUCAGAAGUAAAAGUUUCUGCAGGAAAACGAGGGAGCAUAAACCCGUUUCACAGGUUUCUGCAAUGAAACACAAUUUAUAAAUAGAUUAAUAAAAAUGCAGUGGCAUUAACAUAAUUACUGCUGUCGCAAGUUUGUCUUCAGCAGAGUUUGCUUGCAAAGUGUUGUCUUGUGAAGAUAACUCGUGUGUGUGUGUGUGUGUGUGCGCGCGUGCGCGCGCGCGCACACACACACGCUGGCUGGGCUAGCUUUCCUUGGUUUCUGGUUACAUGAGACUUCCAUGAAGGACCUUUAUGCAAAGACCUAUCUUACUAAAAACACAUCCCUCAGUGUAACAAGAAACCCUAAACCAAGCAGGAUAUUUUAAAACUGAAGCAAUGAAGAUUAGAUUAACUCUCCUCCAAACUGUGCUCUUCUGUUAUUAUUUUUGGCUGGAAUGCGGAGGAAGGCAGCUGUCUCCGACAAGGGUCGGGAGAGUCAGUUUGGGUUUCAAAUAUGGGGUGGAACUGUGGGUUUAUCCCCUUGUGGGUUCUUUCUUUUCUUAUUUUUUUUUAAAGAAAUAUAAGUGAAUUGGAAAAUAACAGGCGUGGGCUAUCCCUUCUGUUGACACAAAAAUCUUGUACAGUGAUGCUGUUACGGGGAAAUGUUUUGAUAUCCAGAACUGUUCGUAACAAGAGCCCUGUUCAGGCGUUAAUCCUGGACAGGGCAAACAGGGCAGCUAGGAGGCACGGGGCCACGUUUGUAGGACUCCUUCCCAGCUUCCUACAUGAGCUGGCCUGGCCUCCUCGGUCCCAGCCUUUCCCAACCUGCGAUCUCAAGGGGGCUUCCCACUCCUGGUGGCUUUCAGAGGUUUCAGAAGCUGGAACCCUGAUCAGUCCUGCUCAGGGCCAGGGAUGGGAAAAGGGCCAUUUCUGAGCUUCCCUAAAUCCCCUCAAAAUCUCGUCAAAGCCCAUUUUGGCUUGCUUCCAUUUUCAAUCCAAUGUUUGGCUUUUCUGAAUGGAAAAAUGGUGCAUUUCUUGGGAUUGGGCCCACUUCUCUCAAAACACAACAUCCCAAGGUAGGAAGCUCAGACUCUGAAGGUUUACUGAAGGUUUACUGAAAUGCCAGGAUUAAUGAGUGAGAUAAGCCAAGCAUCUGGGGGAAACCAGGGGGGGAAGGACUGUAGGCCACGGAGGGUCAGAGAGGGCGGAGUGUGACUUCUUCAACCAAAUGGUUGGUCAUCCAGCCAAGCAAGGGGGCCAGUUUAGUAAUGCCUAGCAUUUCCACAGUCCUGCCCACAAACAGCGUAGACCUCCCUGAGGGUGGAGUCAGCUGCCUUUGAAGGAGAAGAGAAGAGGCAGAUUAGCUUGCUCACCAGUUAGAAGGAUCACUACUUGGAUAGAUGUUACUUGUAAGCAACUUUAUUAUUGCUCACUCUGUAUUGCAAAGCCAGCCUAGCUCAAUAAAAGACUGUAUUUUAGAAGCCUUUUGCCUCUUCUGGAGAGGGAAAAGGGGAAAGAUGUGCUCACAACAAUUUCUGGGCAUAUUUUUCCCAAGUAUGCACUUUCCCUCCUGGUGAAAAAAAGUGUACUUUUGGCCUUUUUUGGAGACAUGCCAUUUUUCAAGAAUAUUUUAGUUGAUGGUUCUAAUAUGGUGUGCUUUCCUUUUCAUAUUUUACAUUUUGUAGUUAACUUCUAAUAACUUUGGUAUGCAUUCAAAUUUCCCAUGGAAGUUUAUGCCAUAGGAAAUUGGUUGGUUUUUAAGAUGCCACCUUGUCUAGUGUUGAUGCACUAGGCUGUCUGAUUCUUCUUGUCCAGGGCUUGUUCUUGGCACUUCAGUUAAGACUUUUUUCUGUCCUUCUCCAAAGCCAAUUGCACAGGCUUGUGGAAUCAGGAGGAUGCAUUUUUGGAACUGAGAUAAAGAUUCCGAAGUGGUUCGAGCAAGGAAUCCCUGCAUCAUGAUAUCCCUUGAAAAUGGGCAGACUGGUUUUCCUGAAAGCACGAACUGUUUUUCACCUGAUAAGCAAUAAAAGGCAGGCUUGUUGUGAGCAGGCCACCUGCCCGCCCUUUCUAGCAGGCUCAGACAAACUUUAGAAGCUCCGCUCGUUGAUUCAGACUUGAUGACAGGCAACAGAAGAAUAUAAAUCAAAGUUCUCAUUGAGAUGUGGGAGAGGCAUCUGCCCAUGAGAGGAGUUGAACCCACACUGGAAAUGUUCCCUCCCACUCCCCAACCUUUCAGAAAGAUCCUGGCUCCCCCCACUUGGGGUGCCUUCUGUUGUUUGAGGGCGAGACGGUGGGAGUGCCUGGUCGUAACUGGUCUGGUCACUUCACCUGCCAUCUCCUCACUGGGUCAAGGAAUGCCCCCUACAUCUGCUCCACACCCAGCUCUGGAAAGUCUCCUUCCUUUUCCACACUGGGCUGGUUCUCCUGCUCUGCCUGAGAACUGGGAACCUCAAGACUGCCAAGUCCUCUGCCUGCUUUUGCCCACCUGCCUCCUCUCCAGAACCAGAUGAAUCUAUGUGAGCAGAUGGCGCUGUGUGAGAGAUGGGCCCCUUCUCUACAGUGCUGUUGAACUAUUCUGUCUCACAGGUGAGGACUGGGGCCCACAUGGGCCACACUGGACUCGUGGGGUUCCUGUAUCCCUCUCUAUCACCACAGUGGUCAGAAGUGGCUGCCCUGCCAGAUCCUCAUGGUUCUGCUGGGAGCAUCAACCCUGCUUCCCAGCAGCAUUUGGCUUCUAGCAUCCUGUCAACCUGCCUCUGUAUUUGACUGGAAAGUAAGGUAUGGUCCCCACAUGCCUUCACAGCAGAAUCAUGGGGCUACCAGGAGUAUCAGGGUUGGGCUGUGCCAAUGGUCAUGGCUGGUCUCCCAUGGCCCAUGGAUCAUGUGUUAGCCAUGCCUACAGUACAGCAAAUACAGUAUAUCAAAUCAAUAUACUGUCAGCACUCCUGCAGCAUAUUCCCUCUGACCCACAGAUGGUUCAGGUUUCCACUCAGCGCCAAGGACAGACAUCGCCAACCUGGUUCUCUGCCUUAUGUGUUAGUCUAUAGCCCCAUCAUCCCCAGCAAGCAUGGGCAUCCUCUAGUGAUGUUGCUUUUUAAGAGUAUUUGCAACUGGGCAAAGGGAAUGCUGGACUGGUGACUUGCAUCAAGUUCCAAAGAAAAAUGUAUGAAGUAAUUUUUAAGCCUUUGCAAGUGUAACUGAAAAAAGCACAAAAUCAUAAGCUAGCAAAUUAUGUUAAGUCAAAAGUCUUUUAGAGGUGUGCAUUUUAGUAAGCUUGAUUUUUUAAAAAAAAUCUAAUAGAAAUAGACAAAUAACCCAAUCUAAGAAACAUAACACAUGUAAAUUCAGUGAGAGAUAAUUAGACAUAGGAUGUUUAAACAAUUGCCUGGUUAGAGUAAUCAGUUUUGAAACUUCCCUUUCCACCAAAAAUGAUGCCUUUGAUUGGGCAAUGCAUCUUUUAAAAAAUACUUUUAAGAUGCAAAACAUUCUCAUCAUUUUCAGUGUCUAUCUUUGAAGGAGCUUUCCCUUCUAGAUAAGAGAGAAAGGGGAAUGUCUUUUCUAAGACGAUAAUCAUGCUAACAUGUGGGAAUACCAUCUAGAAAUAAAAGUAUAUUUUAACUUUCAAACUAGUGUUGUACGUAGGCUGAUUAAUUAAAGCUAAGAAUAUGACUAUUGAACUAACCUCUUUGGGAAGCAGUUUUCAAUGUAAUUAGCUAGAAGUUAACAUCUGCAUGGUUUUGAUUCACAAAUCCAAAAAGCAUAACUUCUGUUUCAGGCAUUUCCUGGCACAACUAUAGUGUUAGAAUAGAAGGCAGACUGGGAGCUAUCUGGACUCUGGGUGAUUCGAAGUAGAUCAGCCAGGGCUUCUCCGAGCUUCCAGUAAUUUUGCAACAGCUAGAUGCUUCUGCUGCUCCUUCCUUGCAGGCCUUUGGAAGCAGGUUGCCUUAUCAUCCACGAGGAAGCCUGCAGGGCUAACAGCUGAACUUUCCCAUGCUAACUUCAGGGCAGAGGAACAUGCCCAGCUGAGUUGGGGAAACCAGUCAAGCAGGACAUUAGGAACAGUAGCCUGCAAAAUUGCAGGAUACAGCAUACACAGAUCUCAGAGUUCUUCUGAGGCUUCCACUCCAGCAUCCUGAAUCAGGCCUUCUUCCUCCUCUUUACAAGAUCGAGUUGCUUCUUUCCCCUCUCACCAGCUCGCCACAUUUUGGUAAUUAGUUUUCUCAUUCCACUAUGAAAAGCAUUGCAUUGGUAACUCCAAAUAAUGCUCUGCCAUGCUGUCCCCUCUCUCCUCUCCUCUCCUCUCCUCUGGGUAAACUUGACAGCUGGACUUUAGAGCUGAAAGGUUUAAGAAAAUUGCCAGACUUCUGGUAACGUUUUGGGGGAGUUACAUAUGAACACUCAAAACUGCUUCACAUCAAGUCAUCCCAUUGGUUCAUCUAGGCUGAUAUUAUCUAAUUAAUGGGUAGCGACUCCCUGGGGCGAGGACUUAAGAGCCCUGCUGAACCAGAGGCCUGUCUGCUCCGGCAUUCUGUUUCCACCGUGGCCAACCAGGUGCCACAAAUAGAACAUGAGAGCAACUGCACCCUCCACUUGUGUUUCCCAGCAACGGGCAUACAAGCCCCACUGCCUCUGAUACCGGAGGAGAUAGGAGAGGCAUCAUGCCUAGGCACCACUGCUGGCAUCCUCCUCGAUGAAUUUGCCUAAUCCUCUUAGAAGGGCCGAUCUCAGGAAUGUCUCAUCAGUAUCUGCCACCUGAGAGCCUUCAGCUGAGAUGCUGCAUCUUCCAGUGCACUUUGUGCGCAGGAAGCAGCACUCAGUCAUUUUACUCUGGCCUUCCAGACACCUCCAUUUAAAAAUAGAUGCUAUGAAUAUUUGAGGGCCGUAGCAAUUUGGUACAUACAAGGAGGUCUCUCUUGUGUACCCUGAGAUGUGUUAAAAGCGGUGGAAAAGAAAUCACACCUAAUACAGUUUUCCCUUUCCUACAGCUGUUAAAAAUAUGACAAACUCUUGUGAUGGGAAAAACUUGAUUUUCUGCCCACCUAAAUAUUCAGCUACUCUAUCUAUUCAGCUAAAACUUAUCUCUAGGCAGGCUUUAAGGGUAGCACAAUACUAUUAUUUCCCUCUUAAACACUGGCAUCAUAGCAAAGGUCCUUUUUGUGGGGGAAAUGUGUUUUUGGGGAGAUACUCCUGAGCCAGGCGCCUCAUUUAUAGGGAAGAUCAAUUAAGGUGGCCACUUACAAAUAUCUAAACAGAGGAAAUGUAAGCAUCACCAGUAAAUAAAUAGCACAAAACAGGGCCUGUAUUGACACAAAGUUUGCAGGUACUAAUUUAUAUGUAUACGAACAAGUUUUAGAAUUAUUCCUGUACUUUAAAUAGAAACAUAGUACAUCUCACCAGGGACAGGGAAGACUGUGACCAGGUAACCUGUUCAGCCUUUUGUCUGGGAGUUUACUGUUGAUUGAUACCUUGGGGGGUCCCUGCUCUCCUUCAUGGGGCUCUUAUAUUUGCAUCCAGACUUGAAUUGGACAGCUGGUCCGAUGGAGGGUGCUUGCAAAUCAAGGACUGUCUUCUGCAAAGCAGGACAUGUGGCCACCCUAGUAGCAAUAUCUGAGAAAGGUAUUAGCAGAGGACAGAAGGUGUUCAUGUAAAUUGUACUCCAAUAAGACCAGAUUCACAUGUACACUUUCCCCAGUUUGCAUAUAGAUUACUGCUGGUCCUGAACCAACACUUUCUGAUAUGACAGGGAAGGGCUUAGUUCAGUGGUUGGAGAACAUGCUUUGCAUGCAAGCACUUCCAUGUUUAAUUCCUGGCAUUUCACAGUAUGACUCUGAGAGCUGCUGCAGUUAAUACACUGGGCAGUACUGAGUUGGUUGGAGCCACCUGGCAUAAAGGCAUGUCCUGUGUUCCUAUGAUGGGAGUGCCAGUGACCUGCCCGUCUAGGACAGUAGAUCAUAACAGCUAAACCAUGACACAUGGUCCUCAGUAUGUCUCCAGAGAAAAUCACCAAGGCAAUUGACCAAGAGCGACAAGAGCACUGCAACUCAAGGGAACAUGCUGGUUUUCAAAGAAGAAACUCAUCUAGAAUAAUGUUCUGCAGCACUUUUCCUCCUGGGUCAGGCAGUCACUUGAUGAAAAGAUAAGACUGACUUGCACCUGAUCUCCUGUCUUGCUAGAAUGUGAGUGUUACUGUUGAUGGGAACUGGUUCAAUUUGCAAAGCCCAUCUCUGACCCCCCCUACCCACCCCUGCAGUUAAUAAUCCAAAUUUGGACUGAUUAUGAACCCAAAGUCAUUGGAAACACAACCAAGUCUGAAUGCUCAUCAGAGUCCUGGGCACAUGAAACUCUAGGACUCAAUAGUUUCUCCAGGGUGCUAAGGAUUCAGACAGCCUGUGAAAAUGACAUUUCUCAGGCUCCCUGGUAUCUGCAGAUGCACUGAUGGUGAAGAAAGGCACCCUGACUUGGGUUCUGAUGUACGGCAAAAGGGGAGGUUUGCUUGCUUUGCUAAAUGCUGUAUUUGUCAAGCAGCUACACAGUAUGAGCUGUCCGAGGUUAGAUUCAGAGCCAGGUAAAUGCAAACUUUGCUGAUUUCACAAGAAAUCAUUUUUGAGCACUGCCUGCUGCAAACAGGACUUGAAAGAAGUGAGGGCAACAGCUUGAUGAAUCUGCCACAGAAGACAAGGGAGAGAUCGCUCAGUUCCUGGCUGUCAAGCUCCUUUUCUCUGUACGUUCAUUAUUGAUGAUACGGUGGCUGCCAGAUGCUACUUCUCUGUGUAAGAAAGCGAACUUCCUCCUUUGCCAGUAAAAGCAUCCUUUUGCCCUUCCUUAAGUGCUAAAACCAUGACUUAUGAAGCAAGCUGAAUUCUGACUUUGGGUCAGGUAAAAUGGAUGGAUUAGCAUUAAGAACCGGACAUCUCACUGAAUUAAAUAUUUAAUACAAAUUGUUAUGGCAGAGUAUGAGCAUAUUAGUCACCAAAGCCUUUAAGUGCACAAUUUGGUCCAUCUGCUGCUGCAGAGGUGCCCGAUAACUGCAGAAUAAUGGUAUGCUGAGGGCAGAUGUCGGGAGCAGGUUUGGCUCAGAUCAGAACGGGAGCUCGAGCACAGGCUUCCCAGCUCCCGGACUUUCAGGCACUGGAGCAGCAGCUGCCUUCUGUUCUUACUCACACAAUGGAAAGUUGGGCCCAGCUUUCCAGGCUGGUCAUAUUAAAUGUCAAGGGGAAGCUGAUACUGAUAUGUGCUGGAAAAAUGUCCUCUCUUUCAUCUUCGCCCUCAUCAGGCAAGCAAAUGGGGCUGCUUCGCUUUAUUUCGCCUUGCACUCGUGCCAGCGCAUGCAGCGGGCUGGAGGCUGCCUCUCCAGAAACGGUGCCAAUGUUGUCAGGGAAAAGUAUCAGUUGCCUGUGCAAGGGCAAUGACUAGGUUGAAAGUCCAGGAGAGCAUCCACCAAAGAGUCCCCUUCCUGCAUUGCCUUCGCUCUUCACAGGUUAUGCCUGGAGCAGGAUGUUUCUUAAGAUGCCAUCAUUUGCCUCAGUUACCCAGCUAAGCAUGCCCAAGAUUCAGGGCCCAGGCACAGAGGGCAAAGCUCUGUAUUAAAUUUGCAUAUGUUAAUUUAUAUAUGCAAAUUUUGAAAUAAUGGCUAGGAUUUAUUUACAUUACACAGAAGGCAGAGACAGCCACUCAAUUUCUUUUCUAAUUUAUUUCAAAUGAAGCAGGUUAUUUUGUGUUCCACCUCAAAUCAUUCCAAACUGAGGGUGCCUCUUCAAAGAUGGCUCAUUUGCAAUCUCUCGUGUCCCAUCCACCCUUAUUUCUCUUUUUCUCCUGCAGGAGGAAAUUGUUCCUGUCCAGUGCAAUUAAGCUUAAUGGGAAACCUCCCAUUGGCAUCAAUGGACAAUGGUUUCUGGGGAACAGAUCUGGAGCCAGGAUGGGCCAAAGCCGAGCUGUGCCCCAGGCGGCAGAGUUAUUGAUUGCUUUACAUGUUCCUGAUCUGGAAGAGAUAUCCAGGCGUGCAAGCGGUGCUGUUACCACCAGUCAAGCAACCCAGAAUGGUACCUUCUGGAGGCUUUUGCCUUUCAAGCUGGUCUCUUCAAAAGGACUCCUGAACUAUCAGUUCUCCCAUUGAUGAAGAUUGGCUUGAAUUCUAAUCCUGCCUACUGAAGUCUCUCCAGUCCACACCAACACCGUCAGCACUUCCAGCUUGAUGAACUACUCUCCACUUUUUCAUCUAAGCCAUCAUUAAGCACGUUGAACAACAUCCGGAGCACAGCAGAGUGCAGAGUGAGUGCAAUCGCUACCUCUUGCCAGCUGAAGAACAAUCCAUUACAAUAAAGUACUCUCUAGGUGGCUCUGCUCUGGCUGGAAGAAGCAGCUUUUGUGUUACCAGCAGAGAAAGGGCAGAGGGGAAUUUCAAAAGAGAAGCGGCUCCCAGAGCACACUCCAUAGUUCUAGAUGUGAAUCAAUCCCAUGAUGCAACAUGUCUCCCCAGCGCCAGCUCUGACAAUGAUGGCCACACAGACCGUACCCCCUCCCCCUUAUCAAGAAAGCCAACAGAUGACUGCCACAGCUCAACAGCCAGCGAAAGCACAACCCGUCCACAUCACUACGCCCUCGGCAGCAGCCAGCACCCCGAUCCCCAGCACUCCCAUCGACCCUCAGGCACAGCUGGAGGCUGACAAGCGGGCUGUCUACAGGCAUCCUCUCUUCCCUCUCCUGACGCUGCUGUUUGAGAAGUGUGAGCAGGCAACGCAGGGCUCGGAAUGCAUCACUUCCGCCAGCUUUGAUGUCGACAUAGAGAAUUUCGUCCACCAGCAGGAACAGGAGCACAAACCAUUUUUCAGCGAUGAUCCUGAGCUGGACAACCUGAUGGUGAAAGCAAUCCAGGUCCUGAGAAUUCAUCUGCUGGAGUUGGAGAAGGUGAAUGAAUUGUGCAAGGACUUUUGUAAUCGUUACAUCACCUGCCUCAAAACUAAGAUGCACAGUGACAACCUACUCAGGAAUGACCUGGGGGGGCCUUACUCCCCAAACCAGUCCUCCAUUAACCUACACACCCAGGACAUGCUGCAGAAUUCUCCUAACUCAAUGAACGCCGUCUCCAGCAACCCCCAAGGAAUCGUGGUACCUGCCUCAGCACUGCAGCAGGGGAACAUCUCCAUGACAACGGUCAACUCACAAGUUGUGUCAGAUCUCAGCUGUCUUCCUAAAACUGUGCUGUGCAACCCUGUCUCUUUGCCAGGUGGAGCCCUUUACCAGCCUGUAACUAUGGUAACAUCUCAGGGCCAGGUGGUAACCCAAGCAAUCCCACAGGGAGCCAUUCAGAUACAGAAUACACAGGUUAACCUGGACCUGACCUCUCUUCUUGACAGCGAAGAUAAAAAGUCGAAGAACAAACGGGGAGUCCUGCCGAAACACGCUACGAAUAUCAUGCGCUCCUGGCUUUUUCAGCAUCUUAUGCACCCGUAUCCAACAGAGGAUGAGAAGAGGCAAAUAGCGGCUCAGACAAACCUCACGCUCUUGCAAGUCAACAACUGGUUUAUCAAUGCCCGACGACGUAUCCUGCAGCCCAUGCUGGACGCAAGCAAUCCGGAUCCAGCCCCCAAAGCCAAGAAGAUCAAAUCGCAACACCGGCCGACACAGAGAUUCUGGCCCAACUCUAUCGCAGCGGGAGUGCUGCAGCAGCAAGGAGGCAACCCUGGUGCUAACCCCGAUGGCUCCAUCAAUAUGGACAACCUCCAAUCCCUCUCUUCUGACAACGCUACCAUUGCUAUGCAGCAAGCCAUGAUGGCAGCUCACGAUGACUCACUUGAUGGGACAGAGGAUGAGGAGGAGGAUGAGAUGGAGGAGGAAGAGGAGGAGGAGGACGAGGAGGACGAGGAGCUGGAAGAAGAUGCCGAGGAGCUCCAGACAACAAACGUUAGUGACCUUGGCUUGGAGCACAGUGACUCGGUCGAGUAGAGCGCAAGCGGUGGCCAAUGCUGGGGGCAGUUGCCUCCCGAGAAGCUCUUUGACCUGCUUGCCCAUUGUAGAGAGAGCCUGAACUUUGACAUAGACGCCCUGCAUCCCUUUAAAGAUAUCGUUCAAAUCCAGUGACAAUGCCCUUACCAGGUGUCCUGCUCUGCCCGCUCACAGUUGCAGGAAUGGACGUGAAUGCACAAUUAGGACACCCUGUCGAAUGUGCAAACUGAUUAUUUAAGUGAAGGACACGCGUUUACAAGGCACAUAUUGUGGCCAGUUCCCCCACCCUUUUGUUUUUGAUAAUACCAACAACAAAAGUGUUUUUAGGGUAAGCUGUUUUCUGUAUGACUGACUGUUUUAUGGAUGUUCUAAUGCAUUGCCUUUUUGUGACAUGCAAUGGAGAGGCAAGUCUGUUUUCAUUUUCACUGCUUUUAUGAGAGAUUUAUAGAUGCAAAAAAGAGCGUGUGAGAGAGAGAGGGAGAGAGAAGAAGAGACUGAUGGUUUUUACACAAAGAAAAAGAAACUAAAAGACUGCAAUGAGUAUAAAUAUCUAGAUGUAGAAAAAAUUAAGUUUGAAAAUUUGCAAAAAUUUAACAAAUGAACAUUGAGAGAGUUUAAUGGUGGAUCCACUAGACUCCUGAUUGGUUCUGAAGAACUGGAUUCCACCUCUUCAGGAUUUUACUGGGGAAGAUCCCAAGAAACACACAGAGGGCCCAGGCUUUGUGGUUAAUACGCCAAAUAAAUACCACACAGCAAUCUGAAUCAUGUUGGGAGAGGAGCAGAACCAUUUCAGCCUUCUAAAUGGAGUGUCACAAUAGUAACAUGUCUGGUUUGAGUCUCUACUGAACUAUGUAGCCUCAGCUAAUCCAGAAAGAAUGCCACUGAAUAAUUAUGUUAAUUGUUUAGAGGAUCCUAAAUGGAAAAGUAACAAAGAUGGCUUUAUGCACCAGUAGAAUAUGAGCAGACUAAGAGUCCCAAAUAUUUGCAAGCAAAAGGCUGUUGCUGCCUUAGAGAAUUCACAAAUUUCCAAGCAAAGGGGGCGGGGGGGGGGAGUACCUGGAACCAAAUGAAAUUGCUAUCCAGGUGGUGAGAUCAAUGCCUUUUUCACAAUCUAAUUUGCCUGGUAUGCCUCACCUGUCAGUUUUUAUCACCGGUUGCUCUGCCACCUCCAGAGCUCCCAGAUGAAAAGGCCUCCAAGAAGCAAUAUUCGACUGGAUGUGUUUUAUACAUGCAGACUGGGAUCAGAUGCAUUCACAGCUUUUCUCCCACAGAAAACCAUUAUCGCUCAGUCCAGCACUUGUGCUACACUGUCUCAGCCGAGGUUGCUUUGCAGCAUUCCUUGCUGCCACCAUCACCUCUUCCGAGGGAGAUGGUGCGCCAUUUUCCUUCUCACACUGCCAUUAUCCUUUCUUUGCAGCACUGGGGUAGGGCGAGGUCUUUGUGAUGAUCUGCUGUGUCCAAAGCACCCACUUUGUGGAGGCGUGUUGAAGUAAACAUAAGCACUAGCCUUGCAAAUGCCAGUUUGUAUUUAAGGCAAUUUUCCCCCUCAAGCCUCCAGAAUGUGGCUAACAGAACUCAACCAGCUGCAGUGUGUCAUCCAGACAAAAUCUCAUAAGUAGCUGUCAAGUUCCCCUGAUCUGGGGGAGAUGUAUAGCUCCAGAAGUUCUUGAUUUUAUGGCCCUGCUGGUGAGGCACAUGCAGGUACACCCUGCACAUGAACAUGCAUCUCCUCUCCCUACCUCUUGAGCUCUAGGCAUCACCAGCAAGUGGAGGAAAAGUCUCUCCCAUUCCUUAGCAAAUCUGUUAUUUCUCUUCCACUAUGAGCAGCAUGAAAACAGUGUUUUUGGGGGGUGGGGAGAGGUCCUUUUGCAACCCAACCCAGCUGGGCUGCAAAGAAACAUGCAUGGGAUCCUGGCAGCUUCAGGAUACGCACAAGGUGGCCAAGAGCAACAUUUGUGCACUGCUGCAUUGUUCUGUGACAGACACCCAGGCCCCAGUAUAAACACAGAGCACAACUGAGCGUGCAGACUCUCAGCCCCACCUCACUUCUCAUUCAAGAGCAAGAGCACAUUUAGGAUAGGCAAAAGAAUCAGGGCACCGAUCUAGCACAGAGAUACUGGGCGGCUGCAUUUUCCUCCUCCUGGGGGGGCAUGGCCAUUUGUGCUCCAGAAAACAGAGCUUCAGAUGAUCCUUCGGUGAGCGUGGCAGUGCUCAUACGCAGAAAUGAGUUUUAAAAGGUGGGGGAUUGCUUGCUGUGACUCCACAAACCUGAGGAAGUCUCAGAAAUUAUUUGUGCUCCUCGUAUAUGGCUAAGGAGGGUUUAAUCUUGAAUUUCACGCAUGCAACAGUUUCAUCAGUACUAGAUUCAUGGAGAACACCAUGUAUCAUGGUCCCUCCAUCAGAGCCUUCUGCAACAAGGUGGAAGGAGCUGAGGGUGGAACGUGGGCUGAUUUCUCCAGAGAGGAGAUGUACAUGGAGUGUGCAUCCAGUACCCUUUAAACAGCAGCACCCUCCUAAGAAGUCAGCCAUCAUGCCACUAGGCUUCCUCCCUCGUAAACGCACACCCUGGCAAGCGAGCGUGGCCUUAAUGCAGCACUGGACGGGGAUGAUUGGAGAGAAAUUGGAGUAAUAAGAUGUGCUGAUCUGACUGUCACAGACACUGAUGCAGUUCAAUGUGUGCUGACUCUGACCAGGAAGAGAGCUGGUCCUCUGUCAUUGCUGGGUAAAGGCUUAACGGGGAACAGUCCUCAGGCAAGAUCCUCUCGGAGGGCUUCCUACCUUCUUCCCACUCCUUGCAGCCAAAAUCGCCUCUGCCCAUGUUCUUGCCUUUCACUUGGGGCCCAGUCUGUGCCAUCUCCCAGAGACAGAGGACCAAGCCCAUGGAGAACACUGGCUCUCCUUCUUGCCCUUCUCGCUGCAUGCUCACUUCCUGGGAGAGGGAAAGGAGGUCACCCUUGUUUGCUAUGAGAAGAAGCAUCAAGACCGGGAUGUUCUUAGGACUGGCUGUGACCUCUGACUGAGACACUAGCUGCAGCAGGUGCCUCUUUAGGGCAAUCCUUGGCGCUGCACCUUUGCCCUUCACACCUCCAGUUCCUGUGCUCCAGAUGGUUGGAGGCUACCCGUGGCAAGUUCUCCUCAUGGUCAGGGCAGCCUACUGUGACCGCUGUGGUGGCUGUUGUGCCACAAAAGGGUCUCCCGAAGUCCCCCGGAAUGUCUGCCCAGGAAGGCCGCACAUCUCAGCACUGAAAAAAGCACUUGCACAAGGCACACCCCAGCCACACACGAUGCUCCUCUUGUUCAGUCUUUUCUUCCUCCCCCAUGGCUGCAUGAAAAAGAGUGCCAUUUAAAAUGGUUGUUAAUUUUGUUCUGUACCUUGGUGCUCAGGAAAACGUCUCCAGUGUACUCAAAGAAUAAUGGGUGGAUGUGUGUAGCAGCUUGCAAUCAAUUCUCUGGAUUGGCAGGUUGUCAGAUUUCCCUAUCAUGAAUGGGUUUCUCCUGGAAAAAGCUGACGUUUCAUGUUCCAAUAGAGGUGUGAGACCCCUCACCCCCAAUCUAUUUAUACUCUGUGUUAUCCAAUCCAUCUACUUUACUUUUGUUUUGCUUUUUCUUCUUUUUGAAGCCAUCAUUACAAUAAGGCUCACACUUCCAAAGUGAAGCAGGUCAGAAAAUUUCCCCCCUUCAGGUGUGUCUUUCCUGUAAAAAAAUUAAUAGAUAGAUAAAUAAAUAACCACAAACACGCAUAGGCACAACACCCCUUGCAAAUAGUUUGCACACCUUUCUCAGUGGGUCAACCAAACCAAUCCUGAACUUCCAGGUCAAUGAAUUUGCCCUUUUUUAAUGUUUGAUCAAAAGUUAAAGCUUUACUUGUCUCUAAUAAUUACUUUCUUCUCCCUCACAAAGUACAGUUUUCAAUUUGCUCCUUCUUUUGGCUCUUUGAGGAGUUGAGAGGUUUAAAACAAUCACUUUACAUUAAGAGAUGUAUUGAUGAUAAUUCCUUGGGAAUGUAUUGGAAUAUCAGUGGGCAUAAAAAGCCCCCAUUUUGGAUACUGAUAUGGCAUGAAUGUAAUAUGUAAUUUCAUAGAAAAUUCAUUGUAAUUUAGUAUUGAUUCAUGUCCAUUUAUUAUAAAGUGCUACCAGAUGAGGUUUUUCA
Varanus komodoensis (Komodo dragon) is the source of this 14998-nucleotide messenger RNA. It is a transcript of the gene PKNOX2, whose product is annotated as PBX/knotted 1 homeobox 2. The record is from RefSeq and is a predicted model, not a curated record. The coding region runs from base 9361 to 10848 and encodes 495 amino acids. NCBI's taxonomy places the organism in Eukaryota, Metazoa, Chordata, Lepidosauria, Squamata, Varanidae. The transcript is spliced from 15 exons. Gene Ontology annotation, molecular function: DNA-binding transcription factor activity, RNA polymerase II-specific; RNA polymerase II cis-regulatory region sequence-specific DNA binding. Gene Ontology annotation, biological process: regulation of transcription by RNA polymerase II.